AAAAAGCCUUUCAAAUAUCCUAUUUUAAACCCGGAAGUGAUAUCUUUCACCGGUGCGGUGUGAGGGGAACAUCAAGUUCGGGGUUGGAGCGAAGAUAGUGGUGUCCUACCGUUGGUCCACAUAUCUUCAUGAAUGAAGAUGACUGGAGAAGAGCUAGUGUAUUUGGGCGUCCUUGCUGCCACCAUCCCUGUUGGAUUUCUCUUUCGUUACCUCAGUCCGCCUGUGAAGCAGGUGACGGCUCUUCUUCUGGGCCUGUCCAUCACCAUCGCCCUGUGUCACAUCCAUACACUGCACUCCCUGGUGACAGUGAUAGGAACAUGGAUCAUCAUCAAGAGCAGCUGGCGGCUUGCCCCAGCAUUGAGCCUCAGCUGGUCUUUUCUCUACCUCCUGUUUUUCCGACUGGUCACGAAUUUUGAUCUUCCCAAGCCAACACCUUUCGCCAACGCCGUCCAGCUGCUUCUCACACUGAAGAUGGUCAGUCUUGCCAAUGAGGUACACAGCUUCCACGUUGAGAAAAAGAGAGAUGUGAGCUCCUUUGCUAAGUCUCCAGUCAUUGGUGGUCUGUCUCAAGAACCUUCCCUCUAUGACAUUCUGUCCUAUAGUUACUGUUAUGUCGGUAUAAUAACCGGCCCGUUCUUCCGUUUCCAAACUUACAUGGACUGGCUGAAGCAGCCGAGGCCGCUGGCUUUGCCCGGCUGGGAGCCCUGUCUGCAUCGAGUGAAGAUGGUCCCUGUUUUCGGGGCUCUGUUUUUGGCCGUCAACCACUAUUUCCCACUUUCUUAUGUACGCACAGAUGAGUUCCUGGAUGAGAACAUUUUCUUCAGGUUGUUCUACAUGGUGGCAGUGUUCUUUGUGUUCAGAAUGCGUUUCUAUGCGGCGUGGUGCGGCGCUGAGGCAGGCUGCAUCAGUGCCGGCCUCGGCUGCUAUCCAGAAAAGGCCCUUUCCAAACCUGGAGGAGGACCUACUGUCGACUACAGUCCUGAUCCAACCAAAGAGGAGAGAUAUGACUUCAGAACCAUUCAGAACAUUGAUUGUUACAACACUGACUUUUGUGUGAAGGUCCGACAUGGCAUGCGCUACUGGAACAUGACUGUUCAGUGGUGGCUUCAUCACUAUAUCUACCCAAACGCCCCCUUUAAGUCCUACGCUCUCAGGGCUGGAUGGACCAUGCUCAUCAGUGCCUACUGGCAUGGAUUGCAUGCAGGUUACUACCUCUCUUUCCUAACCAUCCCGCUGUGCAUCGCAGCUGAGUCUGCCAUGGAGUCAGCUGUCAGAGCCAAGCUGGCUCCCAGUGGGCAGAACAUCUUCGAUUGGAUCCACUGGUUCCUGAAGAUGAGGGCCUACGACUACAUGUGCAUGGGGUUCGUUCUGCUGAAGGCGUCCGACACCAUCAACUACUGGACGUCCAUCUACUUCACCAUGCAUGUCAUUGCCGUUGGCUGCAUAAUAGUGGGCAAGGUCUUAAAGGGGGGGAGGAGAGAGGGGAGGAAGGGGGAAAAGGAGCAGACAAGUGAGGGGGGGAAGACUGAAGAUGUGAAGGAGAAAAAUGGACAGAAAACAGAGUAAAAUGAGGACAAAAAAGGACUGGUUUUAGCCUUUUGGAGAUCAGAGUGUGUGAUCCUUCGAGUUCUGAUUCUGCCACUAAACAUGAUCCAAGAUGAUUUCUUCUUAGAAAAGUGUAUUUUAUUUAAAAAAGCAGUUAUGAGUGUCAUUUGUGAAAUCCUGUAAAAAAAAAAAAACUACUAAAGUUGUUUUUGUUUGAUUCCCACAAAAUUCAGGGAAUCUCUGGAGAGAAACUGGGAAAGUGAAUGUUGCUUUUUAUGUUGUUGGAUGUAUGUACGGUUGGAGGAUCUUAUUUUACACAAAUAGAGUUGAACAUGAUGACCAAAAGUUCAGACGUGGCUUUAGGAAUAUGUCAAAUCAAAAUGUAGAGGCAGGUUGUUAAAAACGACAUUAAAAAUAAUUUAAAUCCUUUUAAUAUUUUUAAGACACAUGCUCUUUAAGAAUGGACAUAUUUUUUGUUAGAAGUAGCACUUAAGAAAACGUCUCCGCUCACAUUAGGACUGUAUUCCUGUUAAAGUUGUACCUCUAUCUUUUUGCAUUAAGCAAGUGUUGAAUUUCAUUUUCUGCUCAUUAACCUCUGCAAUGCUGUGAAUUCAAAUAGUUUGUAUAGAGGGAUUUAUUUUACUUCUCUUUGCUGGUAGGAUUUUGGAUCAAAUCACUAACAUAUUUGCUGUCACCUCUGCAACAGUGUUGUGACCUGCGCACAUUAUAAAAGACAACUAAAGUUCAUUUACUGCCUAAAUAUCUGCACUGCAUUCAGGGUUGGGACCAAACAUUUAAAAGGUUUUUUUUAGAUAAAUGUAUGUUACACUGCCAAGUGAUUUAUAAUUUCCAAUGGGAGAAGUUAAAUAAAAAAACAACAAAUGACUGCGAUUUAAAACAUAAGCGAAUGUUUGCUGUUUUCUCCAUAUUUAACAAUAUUAAUAUGGAUGUUGCUAACAUAUGACCUAAGCUGUCUGAUCAAACAUCUGUUCCUAUAUGAAGAUGACUGCAGGUUGUUAAAGGUUUCCUCUUCAGAAACUUCAUAUUCAUCAUCCUCUGUUUACAAGUAGGACCAUUUGAAUCACAAAUUAUUUUAAAAUAAUUUUUGUUUGACAGUAACAGUUUGUGUUUUCAAAGUAUCAAUGUUACACUGUGGCUGUAAAAAGUUUUUUCCCUGGUCAUGUCUUUUUCCUCCUCUGUGUUUUUGUUAAACCAGCUCCUCUGGCUUGGAAACAGCAUUAAAUAUAAAUUCUGCCUUUU
This is a messenger RNA of Cyprinodon tularosa, 2805 nucleotides long. It is a transcript of the gene mboat7, whose product is annotated as membrane bound O-acyltransferase domain containing 7. The record is from RefSeq and is a predicted model, not a curated record. Gene Ontology annotation, cellular component: mitochondria-associated endoplasmic reticulum membrane contact site; membrane. The transcript has 9 exons. Gene Ontology annotation, biological process: lipid modification; phosphatidylinositol biosynthetic process. Gene Ontology annotation, molecular function: lysophospholipid acyltransferase activity. Lineage: Eukaryota; Metazoa; Chordata; Actinopteri; Cyprinodontiformes; Cyprinodontidae. Bases 133 to 1566 code for a protein of 477 amino acids.